Daktulosphaira vitifoliae (grape phylloxera) is the source of this 1018-nucleotide messenger RNA. RefSeq names its product 52 kDa repressor of the inhibitor of the protein kinase-like. The annotation marks the transcript as partial. NCBI's taxonomy places the organism in Eukaryota, Metazoa, Arthropoda, Insecta, Hemiptera, Phylloxeridae. The record is from RefSeq and is a predicted model, not a curated record. Gene Ontology annotation, molecular function: protein dimerization activity. The transcript has a single exon.
AAACCUGACAUAGAUCUUAUUCAAGCUCUAGAAUAUGUCAACAAUGUGAUACUUCAAAUAAAUUCAAUUAGGAAUAAUGUCGAUGAAGAGUUCUUAGAAUGUUUUGAAGAACUUCAAAGUAAAUCAAAUGAUUUAGAUUUUGAGAUAAAAAUUCCAAGAAUUACAAAAAGACACACUUAUAGUCAGAAUACUCCCAAUAAUACAGUUCAAGAUUAUUUUAAAGUUUUUUUAUUUAUACCUUUUUUAGAUACAUUUAUUAGUCAGUUAAAUGACAGAUUUAUUAAUCAUAAUGAAAUUAUUCAAGGUUUUCAAUUGCUUUUCCCGAUUGCACCUCUUACUGAACAACAAGAAAAAUUAAUAAAAAAUUUGGCGGAAUUUUAUGCUAACGAUGUAGAAAAUUCAUCAAAUGUUUUAGCUGAAGUAAAAAUUUGGCAUCAUCAAGUUUUUAAAUUACGUGUCGAAACCAAUUUAAAAAUGGUUACUGCUAUUGAAGUAAUUAGUAAUUGCAAUAUUGAUCUAUAUCCCAACGUGUAUAAAUUGUUGAAAAUUCUUUUAACGUUACCUGUAACUUCAUGUGAAGCUGAAAGGUCAUUUUCAACUCUAAAAAGAGUUAAAACUUAUCUCAGAAACUCUAUAUCAGCAUUUAGACUUAAUGGAUUAGCAGCUUUGAAUAUUCACCGCGAAAUUACAGUUACUACAGAUGAAAUUAUUAAACAGUUAAGUGAGAAAAAAAGACGAUUAGAUUUUGUAAUAUAAAAUGUUUUUAAAAAUUGAUUGUAAUUUUUAUUAAAGUAGUUAUAUUUAUAAUUAUUUAUAAAUAUGUAACAAAACAUAAUAUUUUUAAGCUCUGAAACAAACAUUUGAAAAUAUAUAUAUAUUUUUUAAGAUUUAUAUCUGUGAUAUUAUGCAUUUUUAGUUUAUCAAAAACUCGAUACCAGAGACGUAUUUUGAAAUAUGUUACGGGGUAAGGUAUUUUAAUGAGGCAGACACCCCCCUCAAAAUAAUCCUAGUUGCGCUA